GUGCCCGGCGCGCGCCUCCCGCCGCCGCACUUUCACUCUCCGCCGCCGCGUUCGCUCCGAGUCCCGCCUGCGUCCGCCCGCCGUCCGCCGGUGCCAUGGAUGCCAAGGUCGUCGCCGUGCUGGCCCUCGUGCUGGCUGCGCUCUGCCUCAGCGACGGGAAACCGGUCAGCCUGAGCUACAGAUGUCCUUGCCGAUUCUUCGAGAGCCACGUUGCCAGAGCCAACGUCAAGCAUCUCAAAAUCCUCAACACUCCCAACUGUGCCCUUCAGAUCGUGGCGAGGCUGAAGAACAACAAUAGACAAGUGUGCAUUGACCCGAAAUUGAAGUGGAUUCAGGAAUACCUGGAGAAAGCUUUAAACAAGGGGCGCAGAGAAGAAAAAAUGGGGAAAAGAGAAAAGAUAGGAAAAAAGAAGCGACAGAAGAAGAGAAAGGCUGCCCAGAAAAGGAAAAACUAGUUCUCUGCCACUUCGAGAUGGACCGCAGUGCGCGCUGCUCUUGUCUCUCCGGCGCUUUGUAAAUUUGCUCUAACCCUCCUCCAGGGCACACGCCUUGCCUUCCGUGCAGGUGCUCAGACCUUCCUCGGGGGAGCGGCGCUCCUCUGGCCACACUGGCUCCCGUGUUUAGGCGCUUUUUAAGGCCCUUCCUGGUCUGCUAAGUUAUGAAGAAAGUAGUUGUGCCGAGACUGGGGUUGUGGUCUGGGAUGAGGACACUAUGCUCAGGACUGUCUCGAGCGGCCCGGGGUCUCCGGCCUUGCCCUGGGCCGCUGAACCCCCACCCGGCCCUCCACUCCCUCUCCCAGAAGGGCCGGUUCACCGGCACACCGGCUCACACACUCACAGCGUGACUUCCUGCUGAGGCCAGAGUGCAGGCCUGGCCCGCACAGGGCCAUCUGCUAGCACAGCAGCGGCGCCUCGGCCGGCGAGGGCCUUCUGCCCUCCCCCUGACCACGGCGGGUGCUGCCCGGCACAGCCUUCGUGGGGCCCAGCUAGCUAUGGCCGUGCCUUUUACAGGUGGUAACUGACUCUUUCCCAAGGGGCCGUCCACCCCUCUGCCACCUGGGGUGGGACUUCUCCAGCACCCCUGUCCUAGGCCUGGGGCUGUGAGAGCGGCUUUACCUCCGAGCAGAGCUGGUUUCCGGACACCGAGGGGGUAGCAGCUCCACAUUCCCGGGGAGCAGCUGUGGAAAACACUUCUCAGGGAGCCUCUUGUCCGGGCAGUUCACUUUAUAGAUUCUUUAAACGGGUCCCCGAUGUGGAGGAACUGUGUGAAGGGCCUGUCCCCACCCACCUGCUGGGACAGUCUCUGUGACCUUGUGCGAUUAGGUUCCGGGACGCAGCUGCCUCAGUCCUCACUCAUGGGAAAUAUGUGCUUAAAGUGAACAUGGUGCUCUAGAAAGCUCUAGAACCUUCCUCCUACCACCCACAGAUUUAUGUCUAAGAUUUUUUGCCAAGUCUCUCUAAUCUGGACUGGAAGGAGGGGGAUCACAUGGGAGAGCAAAACCCAGAUUUCAGUAGUACUUCGAAAAAGGACACCUCGAAUGUCUGGGCUGUGCUCCCCAUCCUCCUGUCCCACAUAAACACUCCCCCUGCACCCCAGGCCCCUGGUCAUGAUUCAGUCUGUGGAUCCAGAAAGAUGAAGUGGUUGGAGCACUGGACAGAUGGAAUCGGGAGAAGAAAACCCAAGGCGCCCGCCUGUUAGACUCACCUGGAACACUGUGUCCCCUCACGCUUUAGCGUCCUCCUCUGGGAUGGCAGCACAGAACCUUGUGGCCAUUCCUUUUCCCCAUCAGGGAAGUGUCCUGCUAGGGCGCUGCAGCCCAAGUCCUUUUAUUCCCCAUCCCUCUCCCUUUUAUGUGGCUGACACUCCAGCCUGCACCCCUCUUGCCAGCCCUGGGGAUGGCAGGCCUGCUCCGGGGUGUACGGGAUGCCCUCCCGCUCCCCACCUGCCCUGCCUCCUAAGGCAUCAGGAUGUUUGCUGGUCUGCCCAGGGCAGCGCAGGCCUGGGCUGGGGCACCUGCGUUGGGGUAGUCCUACCUUUCCUAAUCCACUCAGGAGCCGGUCAGGCCCGCGCCCCAUGCUCUCUGUUCCUCGUACAGCGGGAACAGCACGUCUCUGUGCCUCGAGAGGGGCAGUGGGUCCCUUCUGAAGACCACAGGGGGCUGUUUGCCAUCUAGCAAUGGUGGGUCAAGCUAUUGCUGCCCUGAGGCGACAGACUGUUCUCUGCAGUCCUCAGCGAGACAGCGCCUUCCACUCCUGCUGGGGGAGCUGGGACCGUGGGGAGGGGACUAAGACGGUUGGCCCCACAUUCCGAAAAGCAAACACGCUCCGUUUCUGUCCUCCUGUGACCUCACUGGCCCUGGGCCCUCGCUGUAUCUGACAAGCUGAUGUAGCACCAGCCCCACUGAAGACAGGCGGGGCGGGGGGGGUGGGGUGUGGUGCUGUGGAAGAGUAGAGCCGGACUCCGUUCUGUUUUGGGUUGAAGCAAGUGAACGGUGCCAGCACUGUCCCGGGGCCAGUCGGGGUGGAGUGAGGGUGAGGGGGUAGAUGGAGGUGGUCGGUGGUACCCCGGACGGACAGGCAGCCUGCUCCGGGCCUGGUGCAGGACCGGGCCACACUGAGGUAAGGGGUUGCCAGCCCUCCAUCCGCGCUGGGGCUAAGGCAGUGCGCCCUGCCUUGUCGCGUGACCACUGUGCCUCGCCGUCCGUCUGCGUGCCCUUGUUCGUCCGCCGUACCCCGUGCUGGCUGCGCCCGACUUUCCUCUCCGCUUCCCAUCUUCCAUCCAUCCCUCUGCUUCAGCCCUGGCUGCCUCUCUCGCCACCCUCCCCCUUCCCAGGGCCUCGGAAAGGAGGCACACGGCCGCGAUUUGGAAGUCAGGAGUGGGGGCCCUGCUGCAGCAGGGCUCGGCGUCUUAAGGCUUGCGGCCUGGCCUCCGCCUUAACGGUGUCUCCCUCUGUUCUUGU
Molecule: messenger RNA, 2959 nt
Organism: Felis catus (domestic cat)
Lineage: Eukaryota; Metazoa; Chordata; Mammalia; Carnivora; Felidae
Gene: CXCL12
Product: C-X-C motif chemokine ligand 12
Exons: 4
Coding region: 96-455 (119 amino acids)
Biological process (GO): positive regulation of cell migration; immune response; chemokine-mediated signaling pathway
Cellular component (GO): extracellular region; external side of plasma membrane
Molecular function (GO): chemokine activity; CXCR chemokine receptor binding
Source: RefSeq, a predicted model, not a curated record